CUGCUGAGCUGCAUCACCUUGAAAAGUGGCACCAUGGAUGAAGAUGAUUUACUUCCUUGUGUGGUGAACAUCCCAGGCUCCCGACAUGCAAGCAUGAAUGUGGUUCUUGGCUGUGACAACAAUGCUGUCCUUCAUGCGGUCGACUAUGGAGCCAAAACUGGAGCCAUGGAGAAGUCUGACGUGGCCCAGGGCGCACCUGCGUGCGCGAGGUGUUCUGGAGCAGCGGCCAGUUCCCCGCCUGGUGGCGGCAGCUGGCCAACGAGUCGGCCGGCGUGUUCUUGGACGCGCAGGCGUUUGAGCUAACUGGCGACGAGACGGCGCUGCGCCAGAGCCUUCUGAAGCUCAGUCGGCGCUACAGGUCGUGUCUGCGGGCCAGCAUGGAGACGGUGUCGGCGACGGACGCGGCCGAUGCGGAGAUGCAGCGUCAGCUCCUGGACAGCAUGGAGAUGAUCUGGCACCUCUGCGAGAUCCUCCUCAUCGAAAAGAAGCGAGGGGGUGUGGUGCUGUACCAGCUGCUGGACUGGGUGCGCCAGCACGCCACACAGUUCGACAGGGCCGCCGCCCACGUCACCGAGGCAGAGGUGCCAGAGAGCCAUCCCGAGUACUGGAACACGGUAUACGGCUUCGUGCUGCAGGGGCGGCAGGACGCGGCGCGGAAGCUGCUGCGCCUGCACGGCAGCUUCGGCACGGAGCCGUUCGUCAGCGCCGACGAGCUGCUGCGCAAGACGCCGGCGGGCGGCGAGGCGAGCGUGGCCGGCUUCGAACUACGCUGGCGCGGCUGGCAGGAGCAGUGCAUCCGCCGCCUGGAGGACGGCGAGUUCGGCUUCAGCCCUCGCCUCCAGACGCUGGUCAAGAUUCUCUGCGGCGACGCUCCGACCUUCGAGGACCUGUACAAGCAGAUGGGUUCCUGGUACCACCUCAUGGUGUCCUACACCCUGUACUCCCGGCCCUGGGUGGGCAUCUCCGACCUCAGGGACGCGGCCGAGGACAGCAUCGAGGUGUUCGGCGGCGCCAGGCAGCACUCGGCGCUGGACGCCAUGCUGCACGCCGUGGUGGACGGCGACGUGCACACGCUGCUGAAGACGGCGCAGGCGACGCUGCCGGACGGCUGGCUGACGGCGCACCUGGCCGACCUGCUGCACCGGCUGCCCUACGGCGGCGGCGGCGGGCGGCGCACCAGCUUCCUGACCGAGCUGCGCCACCACCUCGUGCUGGAGUACGGCGGAGCGCUGUUCGCGGCCCGGCCGCUCUGGCAGCUGGGCGCCGUCUACCUGGACGGCUGCGGGCCGCAGGGACGCGCCCGGCUGGCGCUCCUGCUCGAGCGGCUCGACCCCGACUCCGACCGGCGCGCACGCAAGAUCAUCGAGGUGGCCGAGCGGCGCGGCCUGACCGAGGUGGCCAGCUCGGUGGCGCAGGUGAUGGGCCGGCGCGCGCUGCGGGCCGGCCAGCUGGGCACGGCGCUGGCCUGGGCGCUGCGCUCGGACAGCACGGCGCUGGCCUCGCGGUUAGCCGACACGCUGGUGCGCGAGUACAGCGGCACCGGACAGUUCGCCAGCGCCGACUUCAUCGACAACCUCGGCGCCUGUAUCCUGAAGAGCGACCGGCUCAUGUUUCUCGGUAAAUACCGUGAGUUCCAUCGGCUCUAUGAGGAGGGUAAGAUGGCAGACGCUGCCUCUCUGCUCGUCACACUGCUCACGUCACAGCUGGCACCCAAAUACUUCUGGAUGACGCUGCUGCUGGAUGCCGUGCCGCUUCUGAAGGGCGAGGAGGUGGUCAUAUCGUCCGCACAGACAUACGACCUGAUCGGCUGCGUGGAGCAGCUGAGGCGGGCUGAAAAACUGGACGAAGACUCGGCCGACGUGAAGCUGAUCCGUCUCGCGCUCUCCCACAACCUGGCGCAGGCCAUCAUCGUCGAGGGCUCGAGCGCCGGCUGAGGCCCUGUUGACGCGGUCGCCAUCGUCCAGCCGUGUGUUUGUAAGAAAAUACAGUACAACCAGCG
Molecule: messenger RNA, 1999 nt
Organism: Pollicipes pollicipes
Lineage: Eukaryota; Metazoa; Arthropoda; Thecostraca; Pollicipedomorpha; Pollicipedidae
Product: nuclear pore complex protein Nup85-like
Exons: 12
Coding region: 378-1934 (518 amino acids)
Biological process (GO): positive regulation of DNA-templated transcription; protein import into nucleus; mRNA export from nucleus
Cellular component (GO): nuclear pore outer ring
Molecular function (GO): structural constituent of nuclear pore
Source: RefSeq, a predicted model, not a curated record